AUGGCAUCUGAGGCCGCGAACCCAAGCGGAUUGACAGACUCUUUUCAGCUUGCAGGCAGCGUGGUCGUUGCUGUCGCCUUUCUCUUGCAUCAAGGACUAGCUGUCUUGCUGGAGCGACACCCGGAGUCCAAGCAGACGACGAUUCUCUUCUCCUUUGCCGGUUCGCUGUGGCUCUGGCUGUUGUGCCUUCUCUUGUCCAUGGCAGCGACUCGCCUUGCUGAAGAAGAGUUUUACGAGGAGCCCUUUGCAGCUCUCUGGAUUUCUGUUCUGCUCGCAGUCGCAGCUUUCUUCUCGCGAUUGCCGCCGCUGAUAUUUGCACUGGUUGCGCAGAUUGCAGCACUGCAGCACCUGGCACUGGGCCUAUGGCUGCCGUGUGAGAUCUGCGGGAGCUGGCGCUUGCAAGCGCGAGGGCCUGGAGGCUUGCUUUUGGGCCUGAAUGGGCCAUGGCUUCCCGGACUGCUGCUGGCGCUGCUGAACGCCGCGCUGAGUGCACUGCAGUGGAGGCGCCACAGCGAGCUUUGCACCUACGCUGCCAUCGUGAAGCUGCAGAACCUCCAGGAGUCGAUGCCAUCCCUCCGCGUGGCCACCAGCGCAGACCAGGCAGUCGCCUAUUCGGAGGCACAGAGGCGGCAUUUUGAGCGGGCCUUUGAAGCUUUGCAGCGAUCUCCCUGGGCCUCGGCCCAG
This is a messenger RNA of Symbiodinium necroappetens, 684 nucleotides long. The record is from the annotation of a GenBank genome assembly. NCBI's taxonomy places the organism in Eukaryota, Dinophyceae, Suessiales, Symbiodiniaceae.